AUGUCACACUCGCUUGGUAUCUAUUCGGGCGCGGCGGCGCCCACCCAGGGGCUUCGAGCGUCGAGGCACGUCUCACGCGCUCGCGCCCCGCACGGUUUGUCGGUGACGGCUCAGGCCGCAAACUCGCCCCACAACCAUCGGGCGGUGUCCCCGGCGAAGCCCCGCCCCGGUUCCGUGCUCGCGCAGCCGAAGACGGUGACGCAGUCCGACACGGCGGUCAAUGCGACCGCCGCGGGUUCGACCGGCGCGCUGUCCGCGUCCGGUUCGGACAGCCCCGCUCGCGGUCGCACGUCCGUCACCUUCUCCAAUGCGGCCGUAAACUCCGCCGGCUUUCAAAGGACGUCGUGGUACGGCGCGGUGGACAACCGCUCGGCGGUGGGCGCUUCGUCGCUCGCUCAGGACGGGGCGCUCACCCCGGGGCGACGCAACCUACGCGCGAUCCGGCCCAUCACGCAACGCGCGGGUAGCUCUUCCGCGGGCGCCGGCCAGUCGUCGUCCACGCCGGCCGCCAACCCCAAGAUCCCUCCGCCCGCCGCAAAGCCCACCGCGGAGGCGUCGCCGGCUGGGGAGCUCAGGCUCCCGAGGGAGAGCGCGACGGGCGACGUCAAGCCCGCAUCCCCGGCGAGGGACGCGGCGGAGGCGCACGGCGAGGUGGACCCAAAGAAGAAGUCCUCGCUCACCAGGCUCCUGAGGACGCCCCUGUCGGGCGGCGUGCUCAACAGCAUGAAGGAUGCGGAUCUGCCCUCCGUCGCCGUCGCGGCUAGGAACCUGAUGGAGCUCGCCGAUUACGCGGACCUGUCGACGAUCAUGUCCAACAUGAACCACCGCAGGACGGGGUACCCCUUCGCAUCCACGGUGGACUUCGCCACGGACGCGGACGGCUACCCCAUCUUCUGCCUCACCCCGCUCGCCAUGCACACGCGGAACCUCGCGUACAACAGCCGAGCGAGUUUGACGGUGAAGAUGAACGGCUGGGGCGGUUUGGCCAACGCGAGGGUGACCAUCUUCGGCGACGUGCACAGGCUCCCGGACGAGUACCAGGGCGCCGCGAACGAGGUGUUCAAGGCCAAGUACGAGGCCAGGAAGGAAGAGGUUGACCUGGAGGACCGUUGGGGAGACUACACCUUCUACCGCAUGAACAACAUCAUCGACGUGUACUUUGUGGGCGGCUUUGGCACGCUGAACUGGGUGAACCUUGACGAGUACAAGAACGCCAAGCCGGACAAGAUCGUCACGCCGUCGGAGGGGUCGUCCGUGCUGGACACUAUCGCCGAGCUCAACACCAGGUACGGCGUCAAGCUGGCGACGUCCGGAGCGGUCGAGGGCAGCAUCGGUCCCAACGAAUCCGUCCUGAGCGAAAAGGCGCGAGUGGAUGACCUGUGGAUAAUCUCCAUCGACAAGCGCGGCGUCGACGUCAGGGUGCGCGUGGACGGCGUCAGCCAGGUCAGGAGGCUCCAGUUCCAGGGGUGCGUGGAGACGUUCAACGACGCGUGCGACGCCGUCGAGGCUCUCAUCGCGGGCACCACCUGGUCAGGCGGGCCGUGCGAGGACGACGACGACAAGUGA
Messenger RNA from Micromonas commoda, 1566 nucleotides. RefSeq lists its product with no specific name. Lineage: Eukaryota; Viridiplantae; Chlorophyta; Mamiellophyceae; Mamiellales; Mamiellaceae. The transcript has a single exon. Bases 1 to 1566 code for a protein of 521 amino acids. The record is from RefSeq and is a predicted model, not a curated record.